CGCUUAAUUUAUCUCAAAAAACAUAAUCUUACUAAUGCGUAUUUGCACCACAAAUGCCUCACUCGUCAAGGGAAAUAUAAGCCGAGAAGCCCGUACGAGGAAAACCUUAAUUAUCUCAUCGAUCAUAUCUCUAAGUAUCAUUUUCGGGACGGUUUCAGACACAGCGCAUGGUGAGGCUCCGAAUUCCGGCAACUUUGUAUUCCAAUGCCGUGGAGACUCCUACGGGUCUAUAUGCGGUUCUUGCUAUGCCACCGCUGUGGCCGGGCUUCGUAAGAGAUGUCAGAGAUACAAAGGAGCAAUAAUAUGGUAUGAUCAAUGUUUUCUCAAAGUAAGUACGAUCAACUCCCCUCCAACGAAGAUGGAUUACGAGAAUACUUUUUCUAUGCACAACCCAAACAACAUCAACGGGGAUACUCAGUUGUUCAACCAAAAGAUGAAGAAUUUCCUCUAUGAGCUAGCGCUGAAAGCGGAUAAACCCAAAGCGGACGGUACCGGUUUGCUAUAUUACGCGGCAGGGACGAAGAGGCUCGGGAAGAAUAAACUGUAUGCAAUGGUGCAGUGUACUUUAGACAUAUUUCAUUGUAAGGUUUGUUUGGAAUGGAGUAUUAAGGAGCUUUCAAAGUGUUGUGAAGAACACAUUCUCUUGACAACUCUUUAA
Messenger RNA from Arabidopsis thaliana (thale cress), 658 nucleotides. RefSeq names its product Receptor-like protein kinase-related family protein. NCBI's taxonomy places the organism in Eukaryota, Viridiplantae, Streptophyta, Magnoliopsida, Brassicales, Brassicaceae. The coding region runs from base 35 to 658 and encodes 207 amino acids. The transcript has 4 exons. The record is from RefSeq and is marked reviewed. Gene Ontology annotation, cellular component: extracellular region.